GCGCAUGCGCGGCUCUGGGAGCGCACAGCGCGGAGAUCGGCGGUACGCCGUGUCCCUUGCACACAGCGGAUCACCGAUCCACGGAAAGAGCCGCAGUUGUCGGCUCGGUCAUGUGAUCAUCUGUGUCCAGUCGCAGCUGAUCGCAUCCCCAGCAGUGCCACCUGUCAGUGUCCAUCAGUGCCAGCUCUCAGUGCUCAUCCAUUCCACCUGCCAGCGCCCAUCAGUGCCACAUUUCAGUGCCUACCAGUGCACAUCAAUGCCACAUAUCAGUGCCCAUCUGAGCUGCUUUUCAGUGUCACCCAUCAGUGCCAGUCAGUGCCACCUAUCAAUGCCAAUCAGUGCCACCUAUCAGUGCCAGUCAGUGCCGCCUAUCAGUGUGCAUCAGUGCCGCCUAUCAGUG
Staurois parvus is the source of this 400-nucleotide messenger RNA. Lineage: Eukaryota; Metazoa; Chordata; Amphibia; Anura; Ranidae. The record is from the annotation of a GenBank genome assembly.